Fomitopsis serialis is the source of this 1355-nucleotide messenger RNA. RefSeq lists its product as uncharacterized. The annotation marks the transcript as partial. NCBI's taxonomy places the organism in Eukaryota, Fungi, Basidiomycota, Agaricomycetes, Polyporales, Fomitopsidaceae. The record is from RefSeq and is a predicted model, not a curated record. The transcript is spliced from 5 exons.
GCCAACAUGAUAGGCAACUCCGUUCCGGAGUACAUCUUCAUCCGCACCUCCAUCGCUGGCCUCCGUCUCAUAGCCCCUCUGAGUUUUGUCUACAUAUUCGCCAGCUGGCGGGAAGGCCGGUUUCUGUACUCUCCGUGGCUCGGAGCAUACGCGCUGGUUGAGGUGUGCUUCUACUUGUUCGUAUAUCUCCCGCGAUCCUUUCUGCUUCAGAAGGCUGCAACCCAUCCUCCUCCGCUCUCUCGCAAGGAGCGCGAAGCGCUCUUCGGGAAAUGUUUCGUCUACAUUGCCCAGAUGAACAUGGCCUCCGGCUGGUUCUUCGGCGGCGAUGUUUCGCUCAUCAAGCGCGAGAACAUGCGGGAAUGGCUCCUGUGGGCCCUCUUCGGCUGCAACCGCGGCAGCGCACGGCCGGAAUGGGAUGAUGAAAUCGAGGGCUACUUAGCAAUAUUGGACAAUUACGUGGGCAAGCCGCUGGAAGACGGCUGGAGCGAGGCGGCCAGGUGCAUGCGCCUGACGCUGGAUCCUGUUGUCAUGCUGCACAGGCCGCUGGUUUGGUACAUGAUUGUGGGUCUACUCGAUACGGUGACUUGCGUCCGGUUGGCACUCGCAGGGUUCAAGCACCGCGACGCCGGAAACCCUUUUUCUUCCUUCCCUUUCCGGCUAUCGUCGCUCUUCUCGCAGCGCACACCCGAGCCUUCACUCGCGUACUGGUACCGACCUCAUCGCUCAAAGACCAAACAACCCGUCGUUUUCCUCCACGGCAUCGGGAUCGGGCUCUGGCCCUACGUCACGUUCUUCCGCGAGCUAGCGGUCCAUGACCCAGACGUAGGCAUCAUCGCCGUCGAGAACCUCUCCAUCUGCAUGCGCAUCGCCCCACCGCCCCUCCGACGCGCCGACAUGCUCGCCGCGCUCACGAACGUGCUCCGGCACCACAACAUCUCCACGUUCGUCCUCGCCUCGCACUCCUACGGCACCGUCCUCGCCGCGCACAUCCUGCACGACCCCGCGCUCGCCCCGCGCGUCGUGUCCACGAUGCUCGUCGACCCGAUCCCGUUUUUGCUCUACCUCCCGGGCAUCGCGUACAACUUCGUGUACCGCGAGCCGCGCUCCGCGGCCGAGUGGCAGCUGUGGUACCUCGCGAGCCGCGACCCCGACAUCUCGCGCGCGCUCUCGCGGCACUUCUUCUGGACGGAGAACGUGCUCUGGAAGGAGGACCUCGAGGGCUGCGAGACGGCGGUCGUGCUCUGUGGCCAGGACCAGAUCGUCGACGCGCGGGAGGUGAUGAAGUACCUCACGGGCACCGAGGAUGUGACACUUCGGUGGAGCAAGGACGGCCUGGAGGUGCUGUAUUAUCCGGA